This is a messenger RNA of Octopus bimaculoides (California two-spot octopus), 2976 nucleotides long. RefSeq names its product nuclear valosin-containing protein-like. The record is from RefSeq and is a predicted model, not a curated record. Gene Ontology annotation, cellular component: nucleus. Lineage: Eukaryota; Metazoa; Mollusca; Cephalopoda; Octopoda; Octopodidae. Gene Ontology annotation, molecular function: RNA binding; ATP hydrolysis activity; ATP binding. Gene Ontology annotation, biological process: ribosome biogenesis.
GGAGAUAACUUUAUAGCUGAUUGAUUAUGGUCAAUUGGAAGACUCGUUCCACGAUGAGCUCCAAGAAGAAAUCCCUGUCCGGCAAGGAAUCGCAGUACUUUAUGGACCCUAAACUGAUACCCCGGGUUCGGCAGUAUUUGAGCAAUCACAGUUCCUUGAAAAGCUUCAGCGUUGGUACAAUGGCUCGAGAGUUGCAGAUAAUGUAUGGAGAUUAUGCCAGAAAGAAACGGAUAGCCUUUUUGAAAUCUGUGGAGAAAGCUUACCAAAUCAUCUGUGAUGAUGAUCACUCCUCUGAGGAAGGGGACGACUUUACAAUGCAACUGGAGAAGAAACAUCUUUUAAAUAAAUCAAACUAUAAGUAUGCAGACGAUUGUAUCGACAUAGAGAGUGACACGACAGAUAAGAGUUUCUCUUCUGAUAACACAGAUUAUGUCUCCUUUAAGGACACAAAUAUGAUGAAUAAUUUUAUGACCAAAGUAUAUCAAGGACAUUCUAAGAAACCUCUGAAAGAUGACAAGAAUGCAUCAUCAUUUAUGGAAGUCUCCCCUCAUCCGAAAACAACUGCUCUACCACAGACCACUCCACACUUCAAAUCAUCUCAGCCUUCACCAUCAUCAUCAUCAAUAUCAUCUUAUUUACAUUUACAGAAUGGGAUUCCAUCUAGCCUUACUGUAAAUUCACCGCUGGGUUUGCACCAGCACACUCCACAACAGCAGCAAAUCUCACCUGCCUUGCCACCAACUUCGUCGUCAUCAUAUGUGGGGGGCAGUACGCCCCUAGUGACGACCACUCCCAAAACUUCAUUGCACUCAAUGCCAAAGUCUUUCAAGAACCAUCAUUCAUACUCUGCUGAUUCAUUUCGUCAUGUAAAGGGACAGAAGUCGUCGUCGACCAUCCCUAACAGCAGUCGAAUGCCACUUGCUAAAUCGGUAGAGCGGAAAAAGAAGAUUUUAGUGAGAACUCCUGAUGAACGUGGUUCCGGUGAGAAAACACCAAUGGAUGUCAGUGCUACAACCCCACGGUUGAAACGAAUACGAAGUAGUGAGUCAAAAUAUUAUGAAUCUGAACAAAAACCAACCAAAAAUGAUGAUUAUGGUUUCCAAUAUUCUACAGUGACAUUUGCUGAUGUUGGCGGCAACGAAAAAUGUCUGAUGCUUUUUUUUUUGUACCAGGAACUUGAAGUGCCAUUCUUAAAAUUAGCUGCUACGGAGCUUGUUUCCGGGGUGUCGGGAGAGUCUGAACAAAAAAUGCGACAGAUUUUUGAGAAAGCCAGAACCAAUGCUCCAUGUAUAUUGUUCUUCGAUGAGAUUGAUGUGAUAACUCCAAAGAGAGAGACCGCAUCCAAAGAUAUGGAACGACGAAUUGUGGCUCAACUGUUAACCUGUCUUGAUGACUUGAAUGAUGUAAAGAAAUCUCCUGACAAUGUCUUGGUUAUUGGUGCUACGAAUCGGCCAGACUCAUUAGACCCUGCUUUACGGAGAGCCGGCAGGUUUGAUCGAGAAAUCUCUUUAGGAAUUCCUGAUAAAAUAGCCAGACAAAGGAUUCUACAGGUGCUCUGCAAGAACCUAAAGCUGUCUGACAACUUCAACUAUUCCCAACUGGCCCACAUGACUCCUGGUUUUGUCGGAGCUGAUCUUAGUGCCUUGUCGAGGGAAGCAGCCAUGGUUGCUAUAAACAGGGUUUUUAAAGAAAUCCAAAACAAAAAAAAACUAAAAAUGGACACAGAGCCAACAAAAAUGGAUCAGAGUAUUAACAACUCACUGAAGACAAACAAUGAAUUAGAAUGUUCUACAGAGUUUGGUAUUAGCAGUGGUCCUCUAUGGGCCAUGCCAGCUGUAUCCUUCAUGUCCGAAGAACUGUUGUUAGCUCUCAGCUGGCUCAGAGAAGAACCUCCUUUAUCUCCUGCCGAACUAGAAAGCGUUUUUAUUACAAUGGACGAUUUUAUGGAAGCAGUGAAAUUAGUUCAACCCUCAGCCAAGCGAGAAGGUUUUGCUACCAUUCCUGAUGUCACAUGGGACGACAUUGGUGCAUUGCAUAAUAUUCGUGAAGAUUUGAAGCUUGCUAUAUUGGCUCCUGUUAAAUAUCCUGAAAGAUUCAAGUCCCUUGGUUUAACAAGGGCUCCUGGAAUCUUAUUGGCUGGACCUCCCGGCUGUGGAAAGACAAUGUUAGCUAAAGCCAUUUCUAAUGAAUCGGGAAUAAAUUUCAUAUCUGUCAAAGGACCAGAAUUGCUUAAUAUGUAUGUCGGUGAGAGUGAACGAGCUGUCCGCCAAGUCUUUCAAAGAGCCAGGAAUUCUUCUCCCUGCGUCAUUUUCUUUGAUGAAUUGGACUCCUUAUGUCCUCGAAGAUCUGAAAGCGGCGAGGGUGGUGCUAGUGCUCGGGUAGUCAACCAGAUGUUGACAGAAAUGGACGGUCUUGAAGAAAGAAAGCAAGUAUUCGUGAUAGCAGCCACAAACAGACCUGAUAUUAUUGAUCCUGCAAUUUUACGACCUGGUCGAUUGGAUAAAACCCUUUAUGUGAGUUUUCCUUCUGAAUCUGACAGACUUGAUAUACUCCGGACAAUUACGAAGGACGGUGCCAAACCGAAGCUGAGUGACAAAUCUCUCCUGGAGACCAUUGCUAAGGACACUCGCUGUACUGGUUUCUCUGGUGCUGAUCUUUCCUCGUUGAUAUGUGAAGCCAGUGUCAGUGCCAUGAAAGAAAGCAUCACGAAUUGUCCACAUGAAGACUCCAAGAACUUCCCUGUUGUCACGGUAACCGACAAACAUAUAGAAAUUGCCUUCUCGAAAGUGAAACCUUCAGUUUCAACAAAGGAUAGACAGAUUUGGUUGGGAAAACAGUUAUAAGAUGAUAUUCUGCUUAAAGGAAAAGAAAAGGCUGUUUAUUGUUUUAAUUUAUUUGUUGGUUCAUUAAUAUAUAUACAUAUAUAUAUAUAUAUAUAUUUUUCAUAUGUUUAUUUAUAUUAAAUGUGUAAAUGUC